GCAGGGUUGGGACCCGGGGGGCAUUUCCAGCGGAGCCACUCGGGGAGGUCACUGCUCUGUGGGGUGCUGACAGUGAAGCCAUGGCCGAGGAGCAGCGGGACCUCAUCUCCGACCGUGGCAGCGGCGUGGUCAAUGUGACCACCCAGAGGUCUGCUGUGGGCCGUAGAGCUGCCCUCUCCACGCUUUCCGUCCUGGUGGCCCUGCUGAUUGCUGGCCAGGCUGUCACCGUCUACUUCAUCUACCAGCAGAGCGGGCAGAUCAGCAAGCUGACCAAGACAACCCAGACCCUGCAGCUGGAGGCACUGCAGAUGAAGCUGCCCUCCAAUGCCAAGCCAGUGAACAAGAUGAAGAUGUCCAUGGUGGACACAUCUAUGGCCAUGAGGGUCCUUCCUCUUGCCCCCUCUGCAGCUGAUGUGGACGUGGCCCCGCCUGCUAGCAACAAAACUGAGGAUCAAGUGAAGCACCUGCUGCUGCAAGGAGACCCCAAAAAGAUGUUCCCAGAGCUGAAGGACAACCUGAUGGGCAACCUGAAGAGCCUGAAGAAGACCCUGACUGAUGCAGACUGGAAGGCCUUUGAAUCCUGGAUGCACAAGUGGCUGCUGUUUGAGAUGGCCAAAAAGCCCAGGCUGGGGGACCGUAAGGAGAUCCCAGCAGUGAAAGUGCAAACUAAAUGCCAGGCGGAGGCCAAUGCUGGGGGGGUCCAUCCGGGCCGGUUCCGCCCGCAGUGUGAUGAGAAGGGUGACUACCUGCCCCGGCAGUGCCACGCUGCCACCGGCUACUGCUGGUGCUCCUACAAAAAUGGCACCAGGAUUGAGGGCACUGCCACACGGGAGAAGCUGGAAUGCCCGGAUGUCACCACUGCUCCUGUCACCACUGCAGAGCCGGAGGAGAUGAUCUUCUCUGGGGUGGACAUGGUCAAGCUGGCUGCAGAGAAAGAUGAGUAGAAGAGGACACCAGCAGAUUCCUGUCCCACACUGCAGCACCCCAGCUGCCUUAUUUUUUUUUUCCCUUUAUUUCAUUUCUCCUCUUAAAUUGCUUUCCUGGGAUGAUUAACAGUAGGCACCCCUGCAUGCUCCUGCCCCUCAAGGUGUUGGUUGCAAGUCCCUCCUCUGCUGCAGGGGCUGAGCUGCCAUCAGGAUCAGUGCUGGAGACAAAACAUCCCCUCCGAGGGUGGGUAAAGCAGACUGGAAGGUGAUUUCAACGAGACCCAUAAAUCCUGUUCCUUUUUGGGCAUCAGCAUCUUGCAGCACCUGGGCAGCAGCAGAGUGCACCCCUGCUGAAGAAGGAGCCACUAAUGCUUUCUUAUGCUGAGCAAACAUUAAAAGCAGCCAAACAAAUUCCACCAGCUUCAUAACUGACACUCAUAGGUUGAAGUCUUGUUAGAUUACUGGAGGAGAGGGUUCUUCUUGUGUAGUGCUGUUCUGGGGAGAUAAAUGCUUGCCUUCAGCCUUUGCCAGGAGGUUGGAGCACAGCAGCAGCACAAGGGGCAGAGAGGCUGACCCUGCAGGCAGAGGGGCUUCUAAUAUUUCUGACUAUAUCUGAUAGUUCCUUGAUAAAUGGCCUCACAAACUAAUUAUUUCAAAUAAACCUACGAAUAAGAAA
Calypte anna (Anna's hummingbird) is the source of this 1602-nucleotide messenger RNA. It is a transcript of the gene CD74, whose product is annotated as CD74 molecule. The coding region runs from base 81 to 944 and encodes 287 amino acids. The transcript is spliced from 9 exons. Gene Ontology annotation, biological process: positive regulation of type 2 immune response; positive regulation of macrophage cytokine production; protein trimerization. Lineage: Eukaryota; Metazoa; Chordata; Aves; Apodiformes; Trochilidae. The record is from RefSeq and is a predicted model, not a curated record. Gene Ontology annotation, molecular function: macrophage migration inhibitory factor binding; cytokine receptor activity; MHC class II protein binding. Gene Ontology annotation, cellular component: membrane; cytoplasm; cell surface.